Messenger RNA from Alosa sapidissima (American shad), 1398 nucleotides. RefSeq lists its product as uncharacterized. The record is from RefSeq and is a predicted model, not a curated record. The transcript has 9 exons. The coding region runs from base 377 to 1357 and encodes 326 amino acids. Lineage: Eukaryota; Metazoa; Chordata; Actinopteri; Clupeiformes; Clupeidae.
GCGUAUUCAUAGUAGUUUUCAAUGUCGUGGGACGUGGGUAUCAUGGCAUAAUUUUCCUGUUCACGCCAAUAGGAACAUCGCUCAACUAAUUUCACUAAUGGAACGCCAUAGCUGUAAGCCUAUGCUAGAUGUUUCUACACUCUGGUUCACACGAGGAAUGCGUAUAUCAAGUCUUAAUGAUCUGCAAGGGCUUGCUCUUACCUGUUAUUGGUCUUCAAGGACGCGUAAGCAUCGUUUAUUUCAGUCAUACAGAUGUUAAUUUCAGUCUUAUUUAACCAAGUGUUACAACACGACACGAGUCGUUCGUUUCUGUUGAAGCGAUUUAAGACGCAUUAGACGAAAACACACGUUGGAUUAUAAAUACACAUCGGAUACAAUGACGAUUGGCAGAUUGCUAAAAUAUUUUGCCAUAUUUAUAUUCCUGAACAAGUCUGAUACGAAUCAGAUCCCUCUUAAGGUGACUGCAAGGUGCAAAGAGCCAAGUAUAUUGUUUUCCAUGGAACAUUCGGUAAUGGACGUUCAGUGGGAAAUUGGCAACCUUGCUCUGACUCAUCGACUGGCCAUGAUUCGCGGCUACAUCAUCCAAAACAACACGCGGCACAUGAACCUGGAGGUCCCAUUAUUUUCUGUUGGUUACAAAUACGAGGACAUCAACCUCAAGCACUUCUAUGGGAGUUUUGAAGUGAUCUUCAGAGACACAGACACCUGGAAUGUGACGGAGACUAAAGUUCAGCGAUGCCUCUUCAAAACCCGUGAACUCAUAGUGUGUGACCCUAAGGGAGUGGUCAGUGUAGUGACCACCACAGCCAUGGUUUUACCGCCGUUGGACCCAAACAGAACAUCCCUCCUGGAUAGCAGGUGCCGUCCAGUGGAGACGGACAACAGUCGGAUGCUCUUCGUCUUCACGGUGGACACCUGUGGGACAAAGAGUUGGAUGGAUGCAAACUAUUUGACCUAUGAAAAUGAGAUUGUCUUGAUAAGAGACAUUUUGCCACCGAAACCCACCAUAACUAGAGACUCUGACUUCAGGUUGACUGUUCGUUGCUAUUACCACAGUACUGGCAUCUCUGUUCUCUCUGUGGACAGCACACCUCGCAAAAGCUUUCUGACUCCUGGAACAGGCUCCAUCCUUGAGCUGAGACAAGACAAGACUCGAAAACGAAGCAGGUUUAAGGCUGUUGGCAGUGAUUUCCUUGGCAUUGUGCGGGCCAAGGCUGUAGUCCCUCAGGCACAGAGGCUCACGGAAGAAGUCGCCCCAGAGCCAAAAGGGGCUUCUGUCUAUGUGCCAGUUCUUCUUGUGGUAAUUGCUGUUCUGUGCAUAUUGUUUGUUGCCAUAAUGAUUUUUUUCUUGAAAUAAACAAAUUCACACAACAAUGUCCUUGAUUAUUUGAAAAUAAA